Molecule: messenger RNA, 860 nt
Organism: Vigna unguiculata (cowpea)
Lineage: Eukaryota; Viridiplantae; Streptophyta; Magnoliopsida; Fabales; Fabaceae
Source: RefSeq, a predicted model, not a curated record
AGAAAGAGAAAAAUCAGUAAAACCCAUACACCCCUACAACCCUGCACCCCAAAGAGAAUAUGCUUUUCCUGGAGCCUUGCACCCCCAAAAAAGAAUCUCCUUUUCCACGUGAAUUUGACCUAAUAGUGCGGCGGAUUCCAUUUAAAAUUAUUCUCAUCCAUUCUUUGCCGUUUCCUUUUGUAUUGGAGUAGAUCUGAGCACCAACAACCAGCAACAAGCAGUUCCGUCCACAUUUCAUCCACACUCCAUUGGCAUCAAAUCCAAUAUGGUUAGGACACGAGGUAAUUUAUCUAGACGCGGUUCACAUGAUGCACGCAAGAGUUCUGCACAAGGUGCUGCACAAAGGAGACCGACCGCUUCAACUGGUAAAAGGGGUCAGCACGAGGCUGAUGUUGUUGAGGAUGAUGUUGUUCAGCAUGAGGCUUCCAAUGUUGCUCAGGACGAGGAGCAGGGGAUUGGUAAUGAUGGUGCAGGAUUUUCAGGUGGUCCCUCUGAUACAUCUUUAUUGACUCGGUACCAGAAUCAUGUUGCACGUAUCAUAUGGGAGGGUCAAAGUGCCAUGAAAUGCAUUGUCAGUGAUCUUCAACAGAUGAUAGAUUGCAGAGAUGUUAGUGAGGGCACAAUUGCUUGGGAUUGUACGCAUGAGUUAUUACAGAUAGCUCGUGAUGCAACAGAAGAGGAAGAGACUAGAGGAGGACGUAGUGUUCGAGGACGAUGACCAUCUACAUCUGGAUAGUAAAUUUACCUUAUAUUUGUAUUUGAUGUUAGAACUUACAUUUUUAUUGGAUUUUAUAUUAAGUAAUUCCAUAUAUGAUUAUUAAUCCAAACGUCUAUUUUGUUAGCAGUAAGGUCAAAAUACA